AUGGAAUAAUAAACAUUUGAUAAAUGCAAAGAAACUUAAAAUUAAGAGAAAUAUAUUUGUCUCAAUAAAUAAUGUUAUUCAUAAAAAAGUUUAAGAUUGCAUUGUCAUGAAUGUUUAGUGAAAUUACAUAAUACAAAUAAAAAAAAUUUAGAUCAUAUUGAUCAAUUUAUUUCUUUUGAAUUCAUAGCUAAUGAUGUGCUGAAUAGAAAUAAUAAAAAGAUUGAUUUAUAUAAUCAAGUUAUGAUCAAUGUAAAUCAACUAAAAAAAGAUAAAUUCAAAGAGUUGAGCACAUUAAGUAUUUAUCUACAAAUUUAUGAUAAAUUAGAAUCAUUUACAAAUAAGAGUUUAGAAUAUUAGAAUCAGAUUUUCAAAAAGUUUGAUUAAUAUGUUGAAGCAGUCCCUAAAGAAAUAAAAGAUUAAAUUUCAUCAUUAAGAGGAGGUUUAUUAUUGUAAAUAGGGAACCUUUAAUUUUAAAUUGAAUAGUACUUAUCGAAUGAUUAAAUCUUUGAAGAUCGUUUAAAGAAAUUUUUGGAAACAGUCUAAAAGAAUUUUUAAUAUGAAAUUGAUUAUGAAGAACAAGAUUCUUUAAUAAUUAAGUAAGAUUUGAUUGUUAAUAAAGGAAUAUCGACAUCGAGGAAAAUGGCAAAAAAAUUAAUUAUUUAAAAGAAGUUAAUAUUAUGUUAAAUAAUGAUUAACUUUUAAAAAUAAUAACAUUUAUUAUAAUCAUUGCAUUAUCAUUAUUAAUCUUUUUAAUGUAUCAAUAAGAUAAUUAGCUUUGAAAGUAAUAUAAAAAAUUAAUUGUAGACUUUAAAUAACUAUAUAAUAACAAUCUUAGUAUAUAUUUGAUUUAUAAAAACUACUAAUAUAAGAAAUUUAACUAUUAAGAUAAUAAUAAGAUAAUUAAAGUGAAUUUAUAAUUAAUUAAUAAAAUGAAACUAAUUAAGCAAAUAAUUAUAUCAAAAAUAUUUUAAUCAAUAAUGAUUCUAAAUUAACUCUAAAAGUUAUUUAAUUAUUUAAUAAGACAAAUGAAGAAUUUAAUAAUACUCAUAAUCUCUUAAACGAAGUAAAAUAGAAUAUUUCAAAAAUUCAAUUAAAUUUUGAAACCAAUAAUUAAAUAGAACGCUUUCUAAUUAAUGAAUAAUCAGAAAUUCUUACUUAAUAAUAUAUUAUUGAUAAAUUAAUAGUAAAAUAGUAAUUGAAUUUCAAAUAAGGUGAAUUGAUAUACAAAAGUAAAAGGGAUGGAUUAACUAUGGAAGCAUUUUGGAAAUCUAUGAAAAAAUAAGGUUCCACUUUACUAAUAGCUAAAUUUCAAAACUUAGAAAUAGUUGGGGCUGUCACAAUACCUUCCUUUUAGCCUUUAGUUUUUGGAGAUUACUAGGCAGAUCUUACAAAAUAAUCAUUUCUAUUUUCAUAUACAAAUAAUAGGAUAUAUAAAUUAAGAGAUUAUAAACAUACUUUAUAUUCUUAAUAUAUGUAAGGACCAUAAUUUGGAUAAGGUCCUGAUUUAAGUUUAUAAGGAUCUACAUUUAACUAAAGUUAUAGUAAUAUUGGAUAUACUUAUGAAUAUUAUAAGGAGAAGGGAGAAUCUAUAAUAAAUCAAUCAUCCAAGUUAAUAGAAAUGGAAGUAUACUUAUUAAAUUGA
Paramecium primaurelia is the source of this 1642-nucleotide messenger RNA. NCBI's taxonomy places the organism in Eukaryota, Ciliophora, Oligohymenophorea, Peniculida, Parameciidae. The record is from the annotation of a GenBank genome assembly.